Messenger RNA from Mya arenaria, 2772 nucleotides. RefSeq names its product zinc finger protein 420-like. Gene Ontology annotation, cellular component: nucleus. The transcript is spliced from 12 exons. The record is from RefSeq and is a predicted model, not a curated record. The coding region runs from base 1 to 2772 and encodes 923 amino acids. Lineage: Eukaryota; Metazoa; Mollusca; Bivalvia; Myida; Myidae. Gene Ontology annotation, biological process: regulation of transcription by RNA polymerase II. Gene Ontology annotation, molecular function: histone methyltransferase activity; protein binding; RNA polymerase II cis-regulatory region sequence-specific DNA binding.
AUGUUCAUUUCACCUCACACAUAUGGAAUAGUUUCUGUUGAUCAGGAGGGCCUGAGCAAGUUGAGUCUAAACCACUUCCUUGACAAGGAUGUGGACCUCGGGAAGUUCUACAGCCGGGAGGAGCUCACCAGGAUGUCCUUUGCAGAGCAGCAGCGACUGAAAAACAUCUCACAAAACUACGAGAUUAUGCUUUACAUGGGCCUGCCUGCAAUCAAGCCAGAUUUCAUGAAGGGUGGGACAAACCGUUCACGCAAAGCUAAGGAGUCAAUAAUGCCAGAGAAGUGUGACUUUGAUGCCGUGGUGGACUUUGCCAAGUCUGACUCUGACAGCGAUGAAGAAUGGACCCCUGAUAUGGAGAGGAAGAAAAGAGCCAAGGAAGCAGCGGAGAAGGGGCGAGUUCCACGUUUCAUGAGACCAGCGAAGAGGAAGAUGGAUGAGAGUGGGGAUGCUAGGGAGCCUUUGGGGGAAAAGCGGCAGAAAACAACAGACACUGCUUCCGAUAGUGAUAACAUGGACAGGAAGGAGUACAAUCUAAGGGAGAGAACUGCAGCCAACUGUAUGAACCUGGAGCCUCCAGAUGAUGACCACUUUCUGUUCUGUGAGGAGUGUAACAAAGAAUAUCAUGGAGACUGUCCUAUCCAUGGACCUCUCACCUUCGUACCUGAUAAACAGGCCCCAGAGCAAGCCCCAGACAGGGCAGACCAGACACUGCCUGCCGGGUUUCAGAUCAGGGUCUCCAGCAUCCCAGGGGCAGGGAUGGGUGUGUUUGCUACCAGAGAGGUUCCAGCAAGGACUAUGUUUGGGCCAUAUGGUGGCGUGAAGGUUCUCGAUGCUGACCAGGCUCACAGCUCAGGCUACUGCUGGCAGAUCUACAAGGAAGGGAUACCAAGCCAUUUCGUAGAUGCAAAGGACAAGGCCACCUCAAACUGGAUGAGAUAUGUGAAUUGUGCUAACACAGAGGACCAGCAGAAUCUUGUAGCAUUCCAAUACCAGGGUGGAAUAUAUUACAGGUCCUUCAAGACCAUAAUACCAGGUAUUGAGCUGUUAGUGUGGUACGGAGAUGAGUAUGCCAGAGAGCUGGGCCUAGUCAGAGACAAGAACCUCCUUUUCAGGCCAAAACAGACACCGAACGGGGUGUGUUACCCCUGUGUAUUUUGCAAGGUAGCCUUUUCUUCUGCUGUUUGCUGUGUGAGACAUCUAAGGAUAUCUCAUGGUUGUGAUAAACUCAGUCAAGAUGAUCUACAGCAGCUGGACCAGUGGCUGAGACAAAAUGACAGAGAACAGUAUCAGCAAAAUUAUAGAAAUAGGUCAAAAACAGAGAUAACACCAAUUUCACUAAGGGAAACCUCUUCCAUAGAAACUUGGGAAAACAUCAACAAUACUAAGUUUGCUUACAAUGAGCAAUUAGAGAAAAAAAUAACAUAUAAGAAGAGGCCUUACAAGUGUGAAACAUGUGGAGCAGCAUUUACAGGGAAUGGUGAUUUACAGAAACACAUGAGAAUACACACAGGAGAGAAGCCAUACAAGUAUGAGACAUGUGGAGCAGCAUUUACACAGGCUAACAGUUUACAGGCACACAUGAGAAUACACACAGGAGAGAAGCCAUUCAAGUGUGAGACGUGUGGAGCAGCAUUUACACAGGCUAACAGUUUACAGAAACACAUGAGAAUACACACAGGAGAGAAGCCAUACAAGUGUAAGACAUGUGGAGCAGCAUUUACACGGGCUGACCAUUUACAGGGGCACAUGAGAAUACACACAGGAGAGAAGCCAUUCAAGUGUGAGACAUGUGGAGCAGCAUUUACACAGGCUGACCAUUUACAGGGGCACAUGAGAAUACACACAGGAGAGAAGCCAUUCAAGUGUGAGACAUGUGGAGCAGCAUUUAAACAUUCUUGCAAUUUACAGACGCACAUGAGAAUACACACAGGAGAGAAGCCAUACAAGUGUAAGACGUGUGGAGCAGCAUUUACACAGAAAGGUGAUUUACAGAAACACAUGAGAAUACACACAGGAGAGAAGCCAUUCAAGUGUGAGACAUGUGGAGCAGCAUUUACACAGGCUCACCAUUUACAUGGGCACAUGAGAAUACACACAGGAGAGAAGCCAUUCAAGUGUGAGACAUGUGGAGCAGCAUUUACACAGGCUAACAGUUUACAGGCACACAUGAGAAGACACACAGGAGAGAAGCCAUACAAGUGUGAAACAUGUGGAGCAGCAUUUACACAGGCUCCCAAUUUACAGGCACACAUGAGAAUACACACAGGAGAGAAGCCAUACAAGUGUGAAACAUGUGGAGCAGCAUUUACACAGGCUCCCAAUUUACAGGCACACAUGAGAAGACACACAGGAGAGAAGCCAUACAAGUGUGAGACAUGUGGAGCAGCAUUUACACAUGCUAACAGUUUACAGGCACACAUGAGAAGACACACAGGAGAGAAGCCAUACAAGUGUGAGACAUGUGGAGCAGCAUUUACACAUGCUAACAGUUUACAGGCACACAUGAGAAGACACACAGGAGAGAAGCCAUACAAGUGUGAGACAUGUGGAGCAGCAUUUACACGGGCUGACCAUUUACAGGGGCACAUGAGAAUACACACAGGAGAGAAGCCAUACAAGUGUGAGACAUGUGGAGCAGCAUUUACACAUGCUAACAGUUUACAGGCACACAUGAGAAGACACACAGGAGAGAAGCCAUACAAGUGUGAGACAUGUGGAGCAGCAUUUGCAGACAGUAGUUCAUUCUGUAAACACAGGAGAUUACACACAUGA